This is a messenger RNA of Hydatigera taeniaeformis, 2253 nucleotides long. NCBI's taxonomy places the organism in Eukaryota, Metazoa, Platyhelminthes, Cestoda, Cyclophyllidea, Taeniidae. The record is from the annotation of a GenBank genome assembly.
UUGAAAUUCCAAUCCAAGUUUUUCGUCCUUUUCUAUCCGAGUCGACUUCCCGAAGGUUGGGAGCAAAGGACGGACGUGAAUGGUCGAGUCUACUACGUCGAUCACAUCAAUCACAGAACGACUUGGUAUAGUCCUCUGUUCUCCGAGAACGAGAGUUGGAUGAAUGCCUCUAGGCAAAGCGUUGGUGCUACUGUUCCCCGAAAUGGGGAUGAAAACGCACCUCCCAGCGAAGGUCCCAUUCCACAGACUUCCACACCUGGGGACGCUUCUUUUGAUGAUCCAGAUGCCAUUGAAGACCCGCAGCAAGUUCGACAAACCCUUCGUCAUGGUGGUCAAACUCUCCUCUCGCAUCACACUCAAAGCCGCCAGCCUUACUUCAACUACAACACCUUAUCCCCGGAGCAACAGGUGCAAGCCGCACAGACAAUGUAUCUUAGACGGCAUCAGGUUAGAGCUGAGGAUACAACACCUCAGACGGAGUCCCUGCCAGUUGUCGCGGGAACAAGUGAUGAAGCGGCACCCAUUUCUGGUCUUACUGGAGCGCGGGCUACGGAUUUCGAGAUUCCAAAACCGUCAGCACUGCCCUUGGAAUGUGAGCAGUCAGAGGUUAUUCGAGAGGUCUGCAUUGCACCUACGCAUAUGCUACCACUGGCAGCUGGUGGUGAGACGGUUUCUCCCGUUGAGAACAGAAGCACCACCAUUGAAAGUCCACCGUCGCCGGCGGUGACGAUGGGGACUCCCAACGGUCCGAUGGCAAGCGAUAACACGAUCUCGAUUGUGCCUCCCGAUGAUGAUCCCCUCCCUCGAGGUUGGCAGAUGGCUGUCACGGCUAGUGGUCGACGGUUUUUCAUCAAUCACAACGACCAAACUACCACUUGGAAAGAUCCACGGAAACGAAGUGGGGAUACCUCUUCUACAAAGCCAGAGUCGUUAAUGACCACGUCGGUAAUGGCAAAGGCAGCUCAACGUCACGAUAUGCCGGUGCUGGGUCCUCUUCCACCCGGAUGGGAAGAACGCGUUCACAGCAAUGGUCGAAUUUUCUACAUCAACCAUAGUACGUUCCCCAUCGUCACGAUAGCGACGUGUCUACAGAAGAUAGAACGAAUUCUCACCCUUUCGUCCUUUUACCUACCAACAGACGCCCGCACAACACAAUGGGAGGACCCUAGGUUGGAACGGUUGGGCGGACCCGCUGUCCCCUAUUCUCGUAACUACCGACAGAAAUAUGAGUACUUCCGCUCGCGUCUUCGGGCACCACGCGAUCUCUCAGCUAAAUUUGAGAUCCGUGUCACGCGAUCCGGCAUCUUUGAGGACUCCUUCCGAUUGAUCUACUCUGUAAAGAAGCCAGAGAUGCUCAUGCAUAGAUUGUGGAUUGAGUUUCUGGGCGAAAAGGGGCUGGACUAUGGCGGCGUUCAGAGGGAGUGGUUCUUCUUGCUGUCAAGAGAGAUGUUCAAUCCGUACUAUGGCCUAUUUGAAUACUCCGCUGCGGACAACUACACCCUCCAGAUAAAUCCUCUCUCCGGCCUUGCGAAUGAAAAUCAUCUUCGAUACUUCAAGUUUAUCGGUCGAGUAUGUGGCAUGGCUGUCUAUCAUGGGAAACUGGUCGAUGGCUUCUUUAUCCGUCCCUUCUAUAAGAUGAUGUUGGGUCGAAAGAUUGGCUUAAAGGACAUGGAAGCCGUGGACUCGGAGUACUACCGCUCUUUAAAGUACAUCUUGGAUGCCGAUCCAAAAGACUUGGAGCUGACAUUCGCUGUUGACGAGGAGCAUUUUGGAGAGACGGUAGAGGUUGAACUGAUCCCGAAUGGGCGCAGCUGCCUCGUUACCAAUGCCAACAAACGCGACUAUAUUGAACGCAUAAUCAACUGGCGAUUCGUCUCUAGGGUGGAGCAUCAGAUGUGUGCUUUCCUUGAAGGUUUUAACGACAUCAUUCCUCUGGAAACCCUCCAACUCUUUGAUGCUAAUGAGCUGGAGCUCUUGAUGUGUGGUCUGCAGGACAUAAACGUCCACGACUGGAAGGCAAACACAUUAUACAAGGGUGAAUACCACGCCAACCAUCCCGUCAUCAUCAACUUUUGGAAGACGCUGUACACUUUCACAAAUGAACUGCGAAGUCGAUUACUGCAGUUUGUGACGGGAACUUCGCGAGUUCCAAUGAAUGGUUUUGUGGAGCUGUGGGGUUCUGCGGGUCCACAAAAAUUCACCAUCGAGAGUUGGGGCUCUCCAAACCAGCUGCCUCGUGCUCAUACCUGGUAA